AUGCCAACAUCCGCCAACCCUUCUAGCCGUGCUAGGGGGGUCACGCUACCAGCGCUGCAAGCACUGCCAGUACUGGACGCCGUGGAGCCCACUGAAGCCGAGUUGGCUGUCAGCGAGCAACUGAAACAGGAUCUUGAACUGGAUUUCCCGCGAGAGACAGCAGAAGGCUUGGCGCAUCGCGAACAAGUCCUGGAGGAGCUGGAAGGCAUCGUCUCAGAAUGGAUCCUGGAAGAGGGACGAAGUCAAGGAGCAGCCAGUUUGGGGUUGGGUGUGGUGCAGCCUGGCAGCGACAUGGACACCUUGUGCAUCGCACCACCGCAUGUGGCCCGCGAGGCCUUCUUUACCGCUUUCCUCAAGAAGUUGGAGAACCAUCCGCAUGUCUCCGACUGCGUUCCCAUCCCCGGAGCGUGCCUUGGCUGGGGGUAG
Cladocopium goreaui is the source of this 426-nucleotide messenger RNA. NCBI's taxonomy places the organism in Eukaryota, Dinophyceae, Suessiales, Symbiodiniaceae. The record is from the annotation of a GenBank genome assembly.